AUGGGGACCAGAAGGAGAAUUCGAGGGCGCGUUUUCUAUCUCCCAUCCCCAAAUAGAUUAUGCCAGCAGCUAGAAGCUGUCCAAGGAAAUAUCUGGAUUCGCCCCCUAGAGAGAUGGCGGCAUAAGCACUUUUUGGUAACUUUGACAGAAAAGGACUUUAGUGCUGACUGAUGCCUAGGACGAGGAGUUCAAGUCGAAGAAGGCAGAGAGGUGCUGAAAUAA
Molecule: messenger RNA, 222 nt
Organism: Blepharisma stoltei
Lineage: Eukaryota; Ciliophora; Heterotrichea; Heterotrichida; Blepharismidae
Source: the annotation of a GenBank genome assembly